GUACAUGAGUACAUUUUGCAUUAUUGCAUAUUUAUUUUUGUUAUUUAUUUGUUGAAACUUUUUCGUUACUCAAUAUUAAAAUAUAUAACUUUAUGCUUUUGUUUUAACUUUUACUUGCUGAGUUGAAUGUAUUAAAAUAAAUAAAAAAUCUUGGUACUAAAAUGCCGUGUGAAAUGAUAACGGUCCAAUUGGGCCAAUGUGGAAAUCAAAUUGGAUUCGAAUUUUGGAAAAAACUAUGUGCCGAACACGGUAUCAAUCCAGAAGGAGUCCUGGAGCCUUUUGCUACAGAAGGUGUUGGUGAUCGAAAAGAUGUUUUUUUUUAUCAAGCCGAUGACAACCACUAUGUUCCGAGAGCAGUUUUGCUGGAUUUGGAGCCACGUGUCAUACACUCAAUCAUGUCUUCCAACUACUCAAAACUUUACAACCCUGAAAAUGUCUAUUUAUCUAAACAUGGUGGUGGUGCCGGAAACAAUUGGGCAUCAGGUUUUAGUCAGGGUGAAAGAUUACAGGAAGAAGUGUUUGACAUAUUAGAUCGCGAAGCAGAAGGCGGUGAUAGCCUUCAAGGAUUUGUGUUGUGCCAUUCAAUUGCUGGAGGAACAGGUUCGGGAAUGGGUUCAUUUAUACUUGAACAUUUAACUGAUCGAUAUCCAAAAAAAAUUAUCGAAACAUAUAGUGUAUUUCCAAAUCAAGAUGAAAUUAGUGAUGUAGUUGUACAACCUUACAAUUCGUUAUUGACUUUAAAACGACUUGCACAAAGUGCAGAUUGCGUCGUAGUCUUAGAUAAUACUGCAUUAAAUCGGAUUGCUACUGAUCGUUUACACAUAGAAAAUCCUUCAUUUGCUCAAAUAAAUUCAUUAGUAUCUACAAUUAUGUCUGUUUCAACAGCUACUUUAAGAUACCCAUCAUACAUGAACAACGAUUUAGUUGGUCUCAUUGGACCUUUGAUACCAUCACCACGUUUACACUUCCUUAUGACAGGUUAUACACCAUUAACUACUGAUCAUGAGGAUGCUAGUAUUCGUAAAACAACAGUAUUUGACGUAAUGAGACGGUUGUUACAGCCUAAAAAUAUGAUGGUGUCCACAGCUCAGGAAAGAUCUACUAUACCACAUUGUUACUUAUCUAUAUUAAAUAUAAUCCAAGGUGAUGUCGAUCCUACUCAAGUAUACAAAUCACUCCAAAGAAUUAGAGAAAGAAAAACUGUAAAUUUCAUUAAUUGGGGUCCAUCCAGUAUUCAAGUUGCUCUUUCAAAGAAGUCACCUUAUGUUCCAACUGCGCAUCGUGUAUCUGGUCUUAUGUUAGCCAAUCACACAAGCAUAUCUCAACUUUUCCAAAGAGUCCUGGAUCAGUAUGACAAACUACGACACAGAGAAGCGUUUUUAGAUCAAUUUCGUAAACAAAACAUGUUCAAAGAUGACCUAUGUGAAAUGGAUGAUUCUAGGGCUGUAGUACAAAAUCUUGUAGACGAGUAUUUGGAAGCCACAAAGGACACAUAUCUUCAAUGGCAACCUAAAAAUGUUGUCAAGAAUUAGGAGAAUCAAAAAGUUCAUUAAUUUACCAUUUUUCAACUUACUACUAACAUUCAUCACAAUUUUUUGAGUUAUAUAAUUUAUUAUAAUUAUAUCUAUUUAACUUUUUUUACACUUUGUUGAAAACUUAUUGUUUAUAUUUACUAACGCAUAACAUAGUGAUCUGAGUUCCCUGUUUAUUGUAUUUUUUUUUUAGUGUUACUAAUUAAUAAUUAUAAUGGUUCAGUAAAUAUUGAAUUAUUAUAGGAAAAAUUUGCUUCUACAAAAAUAAUUUAUGUUUGAAUUUUAUGUGGUUAUUAUUACUACAUGCAUAUUUAACAAUUAUAUUGAAAAUAAAUGAUGCUCAAUAUAAAAAGAACAGAUUUUAGUCAGAGAAAUUCUCAAUGUUAAAAUUAAAUAUAAUGUUUUAAAUUUUCAUUGUUGGUAUUUUUUUCAAAACUUCUUCGAUGUUAUAUAUUAAAAUGCAUUUGAGUCUCAUGAUAUGUACAAAAAAUUAUUUAGGGAAUUAGGAUACGAGAAAAUUAAAAAUAAGAGUUAGAAACAAAUUCUUUUAUAGUGUCAUUUUAUGUACAAUAUUGACUGAUUGUUUUUAAUUUUUUGUACUUGUGUCUUGUGAACAAAUUAUUUAAUAGAGA
Messenger RNA from Myzus persicae (green peach aphid), 2164 nucleotides. Its product is annotated as tubulin gamma-1 chain-like. The transcript is spliced from 9 exons. Gene Ontology annotation, molecular function: GTP binding; structural constituent of cytoskeleton. The record is from RefSeq and is a predicted model, not a curated record. The coding region runs from base 162 to 1532 and encodes 456 amino acids. NCBI's taxonomy places the organism in Eukaryota, Metazoa, Arthropoda, Insecta, Hemiptera, Aphididae. Gene Ontology annotation, cellular component: microtubule; centrosome; cytoplasm. Gene Ontology annotation, biological process: meiotic spindle organization; mitotic cell cycle; cytoplasmic microtubule organization.